UUCUCCCUCUCUCGCCGCACAAUAGACUAAUAAGUUAUUGAAGGAGUCAGCGAGGGUAGGGUGUUUCCUGUUUUUUUAUAUUUGACGCCAUUUUGUGGGUUUAAACUAUCAAAACAGAGUGAGUCCACUCAUUGUUGGCAUUGGAACAAGUUUGUGUUGAGGCUGCUGCUGGAGUUUUUUUUUAUUUUCGAAGGGAUCUUUUGCUCUCUCUCUCCAGCACCACUUUCAAUCUCUGUUGCCCCAUCGCUCCCCUGCCUGUCUCCCUGAGUCGCCUUGCACCGGAGGGGCAGGUGAUGAGUUCUGUGUCUGUUGCCUGCCCCAGUAGCCCAGCUCCUUGCCUGGGACAGGGGGUCGCUAGCCCUUGCCCGCCCGGCUGCGUGGGUACCUCGUUCAUCAUCCAGAUAGGACUGACCCGGGAAUCCGUCCUGCUACCGACUAGUGGCGACAGCACCUUAGCGAGAGUCAAGGAACUUGCCUGUUCCAUCGUGGAUCAGAAAUUCCCAGAAUGCGGCUUCUAUGGAAUGUACGACAAAAUCCUCCUCUUCAGACACAACCCGACCUCGGACAAUAUCCUGCAGCUGGUGAAAUCUGGGCACGAUAUCCAGGAAGGAGACCUGAUUGAAGUUGUGUUAUCGGGUGCUGCAACUUUUGAGGAUUUCCAGAUUCGCCCACAUGCCCUGAAUGUGCACUCGUACCGCGCGCCAGCGUUCUGUGACCAUUGUGGCGAGAUGCUGUUCGGGCUGGUGAGACAGGGACUGAAGUGUGACGGUUGCGGACUGAACUACCACAAGAGGUGUGCGUUUAGCAUCCCGAAUAACUGCAGUGGGGCCAGAAAGAGGCGACUGUCCAACACCUCGCUGACAGGAUCCAUCAGCUCGCGAUUGUCAGUCGCUGAGCUCCUCCUCACUUCACCGAGUGACACCCAGGUGAAGAGCUUGGUGGAAACAGUGUCUCUGAAGGAAAAGCGUCUGAACCUGGGCAUCUACACGGGACGGCCGAUUGAGCUGGACAAAAUCUUCCUGUCAAAGGUCAAGGUUCCACACACGUUCGCUGUGCACUCCUACACCCGGCCCACCGUCUGCCAGUCCUGCAAGAAAUUGCUGAAGGGGCUGUUCCGUCAGGGGCUACAGUGCAAAGACUGCAAGUUCAACUGCCACAAACGAUGCUCCGAGAAAGUGCCCAAUGACUGCUUAGGCGAAUCAAUCGUCAACGGGGAUGUGAUGAGCCCUGGCAUUGAUGUUGACGUAAACAUGGAGGAUGUUACAGACGACGGCGACGGGGACAAAACCCUGACCAUGGACGACUUUGACGAAUCACCGACCACCCCCAGCCACCGCUCGGAGAACGGUUACCCCGGCGAUGACGACAGCCCCAACAGAAUGAUGAGUGAUCCCAUGGCCAGCAACAUCCCCCUGAUGCGUGUGGUACAGUCUGUCAAGCAGACCAAGCGGAAAUCCAGCACCACCCUGAAAGAGGGUUGGGUGGUUCACUACAGUAACAGGGAUGCGCUGCGGAAGAGGCAUUACUGGAGACUGGACUGCAAGUGCAUCACCCUGUUUCACAAUGACACCGGAAAUAAGUAUUACAAGGAGAUCCCUCUCUCGGAGAUCCUGGGGGUGGAACCUGCUGAGAACUCUGCGACCAUCCCUCACUGCUUCGAGAUCCGGACAGGCAACGUGGUGUACUUUGUGGGCGAGAAUCCUGCCUCGCACGCACCUUCGGGAUCCGGAGAUACGGGCAGCGUCUCCUGGGUGGAGGAGGCCAAGGCCUGGGAAGCAGCUAUCCGGCAAGCACUGAAACCUGUCAUCUUCCAGGACACUCAGGACCCCCAGGAGCAGACCCCACACAGACAGGCCUCAGUCAAUUUCUCCGUGCCCAACAGUCAGAGUCUGGAGAAUGUGGAUAUUGCGACUGUCUACCAGAUCUUUGCAGACGAGGUGCUUGGAUCAGGCCAGUUUGGGAUUGUUUAUGGAGGCAAGCACAGAGAGACCGGGCGGGACGUAGCAAUCAAAGUCAUUGACAAACUACGCUUCCCAACCAAACAGGAGAGCCAGCUACGCAAUGAGGUGGCCAUCCUACAGGGCCUGUCUCACCCUGGAGUGGUCAACCUGGAAUGCAUGUUCGAGACUCCCGAGAAGGUGUUUGUCGUCAUGGAGAAGCUUCACAGUGACAUGUUGGAAAUGAUCCUGUCCAGCGAGAGGGGCCGGCUACCGGAAAGGAUCACCAAGUUCAUGAUCACACAGAUCCUUGUUGCCCUCCGGCACCUACACUUCAAGAACAUUGUGCACUGUGAUCUCAAACCAGAAAAUGUGCUGCUGGCGUCAGCUGAGCCCCUCCCUCAGGUGAAACUCUGUGACUUUGGCUUUGCCCGAAUCAUCGGCGAGAAAUCCUUUCGCCGCUCGGUGGUGGGCACCCCGGCCUACCUGGCACCUGAGGUUCUUCUGGACAAAGGCUACAACCGCUCCCUGGACAUGUGGUCAGUGGGGGUGAUCCUGUACGUCAGCCUCAGCGGCACCUUCCCCUUCAAUGAGGACGAGGACAUCAAUGAUCAGAUCCAGAACGCUGCAUUCAUGUAUCCACCCAAUCCCUGGAAGGAGAUCUCGCAGGAAGGCAUUGAUCUGAUCAACAACUUGCUCCAGGUGAAGAUGAGGAAACGAUACAGUGUGGACAAGUCUUUGAGUCACCCCUUCCUGCAGGGCCAGCAGACGUGGUUGGACUUGCGAGAGCUGGAGUGCAAGAUUGGAAAGCGGUACCUGACCCACGAGAGCGAUGACCCACGCUGGGAGCAAUGCAGCCAGGCACAGCACCUACAGUACCUGCCCCACCUCACCAAACAGCCCCCUUCUGCUGCUAGCUCAGGCAGCAGAGAUGUGCAGAGACUCAGCGAGAGAGUCAGCAUCCUCUGAACACACUCCUGGAGUUCAGGAAAGAUGUUCAUACCCCUUUAAUACACACUCAGUCUCCCACACACUCUCUCACAACCAGUCUUUCUCACUCUCUGUUUCUGUCUUUCUCUCGCAUGUGCGCAU
Messenger RNA from Chiloscyllium plagiosum (whitespotted bambooshark), 3029 nucleotides. The record is from RefSeq and is a predicted model, not a curated record. Lineage: Eukaryota; Metazoa; Chordata; Chondrichthyes; Orectolobiformes; Hemiscylliidae.